This is a messenger RNA of Suillus bovinus, 2175 nucleotides long. RefSeq lists its product as uncharacterized. The transcript has 9 exons. NCBI's taxonomy places the organism in Eukaryota, Fungi, Basidiomycota, Agaricomycetes, Boletales, Suillaceae. The coding region runs from base 115 to 2175 and encodes 686 amino acids. The record is from RefSeq and is a predicted model, not a curated record.
GGACCGGUGAUCAGUCCAGCGAUCAUCCAUUGCAAACCAGACGCUGACCACUUGAAACUCCGCAUGAAAGUAGAUACUCGGUAGACGGUAGUCUUCAUACAUACAAUAUUGACGAUGGACUCACUGUCUGCCCUCGCGGCGAUCUUGCGCAAUAGUAUGCUGUCUCACAUGUCAAUCCAUCAGCUGAUUUCUUUCAUUGAACUGUCCUCUAACCUGAAACACAGCAUUGAACUUCACCAGCCACUGAAGGAGACAUCAGACAAUACAUCAAGUCCUCUUGUUUUACCAGAAUCCAUCGCUCUUUUCCUAUCGCGUGCAACGAAAAUUCCACUGGAGCUCAUUGGGGAGUGCUGGUAUGCCUUGAGAGAUAUUGUUUGGACCACAGGACCAGAUAGACAGCGCCAGGAUUGCGCAGCAGAGGCUUUUAGAGUCCAUGGGUGGGACCUUGGCAUCAUGUCUCUUACCCUGUACCCACCCUUGAAGUACUGUACAAACUCUGAUUGCCCAAAGACUGCUGUGCUGAAGUGGGCAGAGCCCAGACAAAUCAUAAUUCAUACACUUGAUCAAGGCACUCUACCUGCAUGGGCCGUUCACUUGAGCUGCGAGAAAUGUCAUCGCCACUAUCAUUACAACUAUGUUGUGCAUAGUAGCGCUCAGCAUCACACAUAUUAUCCAGGUGUCCCAGACUACCUUCAAGUGGUGGAACAUCAGUUUGUCGACAUCCGUCUUGCGAAGCUCUGGACCAAUCAGCAUUUGUGUUCUGCUACAAACUGUGCCCGCAUCUACAUGCUUUCUCUUGCCAGCGUCUCUCAGGAAGCCUUUGAUGAGAUUGUGUGGCCCUUCAAGCCCCAACUCAGCACUGAAAAUGUCUGGAAUGUGUUUGUGCUCCUUGCACUGCUCUGGGACUAUGAUGAACGUACAGUGUGCCUGACUGUGCCACACCAAGGCAUGCAAAAGGAUCAAUUUAAAGCAGCAAUGGAAGAGAGGAACGAGCGCAUCAUGUGUAUUGGGCAACCUGAAAUUAACCAUAUCUGUGAUGGGUGCAUGCAUGUUUAUGAAGUCAAACACUCAGAUGGGAAGAUUUCACAUGAAAAAUGCCAGCCAAUUGUCAGUGACAGAAUUACUCUAGGUCACACAUGUUGUGGUGUCUUUUGGUGCACACAGCCUCUACAAAAUAACCGUGACCGCUUCUGUGCCGAACAUCGUGGUUUGCAUAACACAUGCGCUAUCACUGGGUGUGAUCACCCAAUCAGACGUAAUGAUGCAAAGACAUGCGACAAUUGUGACCACCAGCAAAUGGAGCAACUCCACUAUGCAAAAGCAACUUCUGCCUUUGCAUUGUUUGAGCGGCUGCUCUGCUACCAAGUGGCAUAUCCAGAUGAUGCUUUGGGCACAGAAGCUCCAGAUGUGAUGACUGCUGACUUGCCAGAUGCAAGCGUGAGCCUGGGUCCAGCGGUGGUUGAAGAGAACAUCGAGUGGUACACAGUCAAGGACGGUCAAGUGUCUUAUCAGUUUGAGAAGAACCCUGGCUCUGUUGGAGUACUUGAAGAAGGGGAUGAGGGACUCGGCAAUAUAGCUCUGGCUAGCUCAGAGCCAUGCAAUGCGAAGUCUGAUGCAGGCAAUAGAAAAUUCCAGAAUCAUAAUGAGCAAACUGCUGUUUGCACAUGUGGGGUCAUUGUGGGACGAGUGACACUGAAUGGAGCAGAAGCUGUGUCUAAUGUCCUUGACUUUAUAAAGACAAUCUUCUCCGUGCAGGGUGCUCAUAAGCCAGAGCAUUUUAUUUACGACACUGCAUGUGAUGCCAAGCGACAAGCCGAUGUCAAGAUGUGUGUCAACGUGUGGCAUUUCAAGAACAAGCACAAGACAAAGCAUGACUACUGCCAACACUACUGCAACCCGGCUGACUUCCCCGAGCUUUUGAAUGCAGAUGGGACGGGUUGGUGGUUCAACACGUCAGUUGCCGAGCAAAUGAAUGUUUGGCUUGGUAGCUAUCAUGCAAUCUGCAGGGAGAUGCUUCCCACCAAGUAUAAUUUCUUCUUGGACAAAAUGAUCCGCCUUCAUGAUAUUUUUACUGUUCAAAGCCUUCAGCUUAGGGCCUUAAACCCACAUUAUGCUCCGCCUUCAUGCUGCAGACAUCAUAAGGACCUCCAGUUGCAGCAAACCGAUCAAGACUGA